CGUCGCUUCGAUAGCGUUCGUAAGCAGGUAAUCGUGGCGGGAUAAUCGGGCCGCGAAUGUACUGUUCACUGUUCCGUCCGAUUUCUCCCGGUCGCCUCCGCGCGCGCGCUCGAAAAUAUCUCAAGACGAGCGGCGCUUCCCGCGCGAAAUCAAGUUUCGCAAAGAGCCGCAAGAUCGGGGCGGAUCACAGCGAUCCGGUCUGAUCGAUGAGAUAUCGCGCAAAGGAAGAUUCGCGGGACGGAAUCGUGCGAGCGAGAACUGCUUUGCGGUUUUAUCGACCGGACAUCUUCUCAUAUAGUUGGCUGUCGAUCGGACGUUUACACGGCCCGAUACACCAGAUACACAGCGAAUACUGGAAGAAUACAAUCGCUUUCCGGAGCGGAGAGUCUCUCCUCCGCUGUUCUUCUCCAGUGCCGCCGGCCUUCCGCGCUACGGCCGACGCUAUUAUUGCAGUACGAUCUAAAUUUAGACAAGAACGCGUGCUUGACGUAAAUCGUGUCGCUCUUUUUAUUCGGAAUCAACGUGCCGCCGCCGCGUCCGCGCGGUUUACGUGCCGGCGCCCACGAAGGCACCAUGAAGAAGCUCGUCCUGCAAAUCCUCCUCACGUCAUGCGUUCUGGAAUUAACGAGAGCCAAUGAUGCCAACAAAUUGUCGGAACCACAGUUAAAUUACAAUGGAGCCAAAAGAUCAUAUUGUCCAACAAAUGCUUACAUCGGAAAUCAACCGGUAAAUCGGCACGACAGUUCUUUACAAUUGAGACAACUAAGAUCCGAAAUGGUUCGCGUGGCAGCAGUUCAAGGACCAGCCCUCGAUGGUUACAUUGUCACAUCGGACGACGAGCAUCAAACAGUGAGCUUCGUUUCUCAUGGCCGUGCUGGGCCUUUAGAGAGUGAGACCGUGGAUCCGCAUGAUAUGAGAAGAGAAUUCCUUACCGGAUUCACUGGAAGUACUGGAGAAACUGUUGUCACUAUAAAUAAGGCGGUACUUUGGACUGAUGGUAGAUACCAUAUUGAAGCGGAUCUUCAAUUGGACUGCAACUGGAUCCUAAUGAAGGAAGGACAAAACGAUGUACCAUCGCUAACGAAGUGGUUAAUACAUGAAUUUCGAAAUCGGACACAAGUGGUGCGUAUCGGUGCUAAUCCGAAAUUGAUAUCCGCAUCCACGUGGGAAGCGUGGGAGAUCGAUCUGGAAAAUUCACCCGUAAGAUUGGUCGCAGUCGAUAACGACCUGGUAGACUUGAUCUGGCAGGUGGGCCGGCCUGAUUACAAUCCGUACGCGGCGUAUCCGCUGGCGGACGAGUAUUCCGGUAAACCCUGGCAGGAGAAGAUCCGACGUAUCCGACUGGAAAUGGAGCUCUCGUUGGCCGACGCACUCGUUGUCACCGCUCUGGACGAGAUAUCGUGGCUCUUCAACAUCCGUGGAUACGACUUGCCACACACACCCGUCCUAAGGUCUUACGCUAUCAUCACUCACGGAUCGGUGCAUCUCUACGCACCACGGCAGAAGAUCCUGCGAGCCGUCGAUAUACACCUGAAAACUGAUUCUUGCUAUCAUAAGAACUGCGUCAAGUGGCAUAAUUACACGACCUUUUGGCACGAUUUGAAGACCAUGUCUCAAGCCUGGAAUACAGUUUGGCUUCCGUCGCCUUGUUGCUACACGCUGGGUGCGUCUAAAGAAGUGUAUAAUUCCAUUCCACCAGAGAAAAUAUUAGCUAAAGCUUCACCUAUAAUCGAUCUACGAACGGAGAAGAACAAAAUUGAGGUGGCAGGUAUGAGAAAAGCUCAUCUAAAAGACGCAGUGGCGAUGUGCGAUUUCCUGGCUUAUAUGGAAGAGCAGUAUGAAUUCGAUUCUGAAGGAUGGGACGAGAUGCAAGUAGCCAGGUUGGCGAAUGAAUUCCGUUACGAGCAAGACUACAAUAAAGGCAUCUCUUUCCCAACGAUCGUGGGAUACGGGCCGCACGGUGCUAUGCCGCAUUACGAACCGAAUAAUUUAACCAACGUUCAAAUCGGGACCACGUCCACACUAGUGGUGGAUUCCGGAGGGCAAUACUUAGAUGGUACUACCGAUGUGACUAGAACUCUUCAUUUCGGAGACCCGACCGAUGAGCAAAAGAAAGCUUACACGAGAGUACUGAUAGGUUCGAUUCAAUUGUCGUCUCUGAUCUUUCCUAACAGUCUAACGAUAGACAAGCUAGAUAUCGUCGCACGCGAACCAUUAUGGAGCACCGGUUACGAUUACAUGCAUGGAACUGGUCAUGGAAUCGGUCACUUCUCUUCGGUUCACGAAUCGCCUAUCAGCGUGUCGUAUUGGGGGAGCAAUUUAGUUGCCGGAUGUUCCACCAGGCUGAAACCGGGUUUCUUCCUAUCUAAUGAACCGGGAUACUACAAAGAAGGCGAUUUUGGAGUCCGUUUAGAGAACAUAAUCGAAGUAGUUCCCGCCGACAAAUUAACAUAUAAAACGCAACAAUUUCUGAAAUUCAGAGACGCCACUCUGGUCCCUUACGAACCAAAACUUAUCGAUGUCGACAUGCUGACUCCGUUGCAACGACGUUGGCUAAAUAAUUACAAUAAACGUAUACGAGAAGAAGUAGGUACAGAGUUAAAGGAAAGAUUGAAAAUGAAAGCAUUUUACUGGAUGAUGCUGAAGACUGCAACCAUUCCAGAAACAAGUUCAAACAGUCAGAGCUGCUCAGGCUCUUCUGCCAGUUAUUCUCACUCGACGCCGUCCGCCUCCAGGCCAUUCCACGUUUUAGUCGCAAUCAUUGCCGCUUUUCAUAUCAUAGAAAUUGUAGAUCUCACGAGAAUGCUCAACUAAUCCAAGAAGCAAAUCGCUGACAUUACUUAUUGAAUUUUAAAGAGUAUGCCUCUUUUUUAUUGUAAAAUAUAUGCUAUUUCCAAAUGUCGAUAUAGGCUGUGCUCGGAAAUUCACCGUCAGUACUGAAAAUCUAUAGUUUAUGUUAUAUAUAUUAUAGAUGUUCAGUACUGACAAUGAAUAUCGGAACAGACUACUAUA
Molecule: messenger RNA, 3012 nt
Organism: Dinoponera quadriceps
Lineage: Eukaryota; Metazoa; Arthropoda; Insecta; Hymenoptera; Formicidae
Product: xaa-Pro aminopeptidase 1-like
Exons: 13
Coding region: 574-2814 (746 amino acids)
Molecular function (GO): metalloaminopeptidase activity
Source: RefSeq, a predicted model, not a curated record